AAAAUUGAAAAGCAAAUGAAUUGCAAAAAGUAUGGCACGAAAGGAACACUACAAAGAACAAGUGGAAUAAAUUUGAUGAUUUUUGUUUACUUUUUUAGUGCAAAAAGAUAUACACAUUAAUAAAAAUGAUUCUUAAUUAAUAAUAGUAAAUUUGUAGUAAAAUGGAUUUUACCAAUCAAGUUUACUUCGAAAUUGAUAAACUUAUUUUAAACAAAUUAUAAACUCGAGCAUAUGAUAAGUUGUUUUUAGAGUUGAUAAGAUGUUAUGUCUUAUUUUCGAAAUUAAUUUUAAAGUGUUUUGAUAAUGAUAUUAAAUAAUUUCUCUCAUUUAUUACUCUUCAAAAAUCUAGAGAGAGAGAGCUAGAGAGAGAGAGGAGAGAGAAAAUGAGAACACGUGCAGAGAAGGUGGUAACUGCAGCAGGUGGCCUAAUUCCAAAGGCAAGAUUUCAUCGGUAACGUGUCUUUCUCCCACCUUUCCUUCAAUUCAAGCACAAGAAUCAAACCAACAAAGAACCAAAAAAAAUAAAACAAUAAACCCCAAUUUUAGAGAGAGAAAGAAAUUUCAAGAAAAAAAAAUCAGAAUCGAACUUACCUUUUUUCUUACUUUAGACCAGAAACAGCACAUCUGCAUGCAUGAAGAUGCCCUAAAGGCGCCAUCUUUCUUGAAUAAAGAGAGGCGAAAAGAGAGAAAUAAAGUGUCCGCCCAAUUAGUUUUUUUUUUGGUUUAAUUUUUAAAAUCGAUUGUUUGAAUUAGGGUUUUCUGAAUUUCACGCCACAGUUGUAACAAUGGCGGAGGUUCCAGUGGAUUUUGUGGUGGAAAUAGAGGGGGAUAACGACGGAGAUGGGGAAGUAGUGUGUAUUACAGAGGAUGAAUCAAAAACCCUCGAGGAUAUUAUUGGAAUUUCACAUAAAGAUCAUCCCACUUCUAAUUCUUCAGGAUCUAUCGACAGGAAUCCGCCUCGUCAGAAAUUCGAGUGCGUGGAGAAAUCAAUUGAAGACCAAUCAAACCCAUCCUCCAGUCAUCUUACUGCGAUCGAGAAAAACAAUUCAAACCACUCUCGUUUUGUUCUGGCAAAAAAGUUCUUAGAUGAUAAAAUCCCCAUAAAAAAGAAGCUGAAAUGGUUGAAGAAAUAUGCGACCGUUCAACAAGAUGGGACUGUGAAAUUCGAAGUACCGGGAGAUGUUAAACAUCAAACUCUCGAUUUCGGCACUGGAGUAAUAUAUGAUGGUGAUAAUAUUAUAGAUAAAGUAAAUGCAGAUACUACGGAAGAUGCUUUGUUCUUGCCUCCACUUCAAAUAGUGAUGCUAAUUGUCGGAACUAGGGGAGAUGUACAGCCGUUUGUUGCCAUUGGAAAACGCUUACAGGCAGAUGGUCAUAGAGUGAGAUUAGCGACUCACUCGAAUUUCAAGGAAUUUGUCUUAUCUGCCGGAUUGGAAUUUUUCCCUCUCGGUGGAGACCCGAAAGUCCUCGCUGCUUACAUGGUGAAGAAUAAAGGGUUCUUGCCGUCUGGACCGUCUGAAAUACCUAUACAACGGAACCAAAUAAAAGAUAUUAUUUUUUCCCUACUUCCUGCAUGCACAGAUCCCGAUCCCGACACGAAUGUUUCGUUCAAAGUCGAUGCAAUAAUCGCCAAUCCACCUGCAUAUGGGCACACACAUGUUGCCGAGGCGUUGAAAGUACCACUACACAUAAUAUUCACUAUGCCGUGGACUCCCACGAGUGAAUUUCCACAUCCUCUUUCUCGUGUUAAGCAGCAAGUUGGUUACAGAUUAUCGUAUCAAAUUGUUGAUUCACUAAUCUGGCUGGGAAUACGCGAUAUGAUAAACGAAUUCAGAAAGAAAAAACUAAGACUAAGGCCUGUGACGUAUUUAAGCGGCUCGUAUAGUUCUCCUCCGGAUAUUCCUUACGCAUAUAUUUGGAGUCCUCACCUUGUUCCUAAACCAAAAGAUUGGGGACCGAAAAUUGAUGUGGUGGGAUUUUGUUUCUUGGAUCUUGCUUCGAAUUACGUACCGCCGGACUCACUUUUGGAGUGGCUUAAAAACGAUAAAGAGCCUAUUUACAUUGGUUUUGGAAGUCUUCCUGUGUGGAUCCCGAAAAGAUGACUCGGAUAAUUGUACGAGCUCUUGAAAUUACGGGACAACAAGUGGUAUCAUUAACAAAGGAUGGGGUGGCUUGG
Erythranthe guttata (spotted monkey flower) is the source of this 2176-nucleotide messenger RNA. NCBI's taxonomy places the organism in Eukaryota, Viridiplantae, Streptophyta, Magnoliopsida, Lamiales, Phrymaceae. The record is from RefSeq and is a predicted model, not a curated record.